AUGAAGAGGAGCUUCCCUUCACAUCCCACAGCCGCCACAGGUUGCCUUCCUGUACCGAUCUUCAACCAGAAGAAAAGAAAUAGACAACCACUGACAUCCCUGCCGCAGAUAAAUGAACCCGCUCCCAGCUGUUUCCAUCAUGACCCAGAAGGCUUUGAUUUCUCUGCUGUAUCCACGGAAGCCAGAAACCCUAAACCAGUUAACCCUGAGAAAAAAAUAGACACAAGCUUGCAGGUUCUUCAGCCUAUGCGAUAUUCUUUGGUUCAUCAACAGUAUAAAUCCAACACAACCGGCUGUAGAGCAGUAGUAUUGUUUGUGUUCUUCAAAUAUUUUACUCAUCAAAUGUACAGGCCCGCAGGAAAUAAACAGAAUUCCCUACCUGGAGAAGUAAACUUGCACCAGGGUGUAAGGAGAGAAGUGUUUCCUGAAACUAAAGCUUUCUAUGGAGAAAUGCAGCAUUUAGAAAGUGUAAAAGAACGCCAUGCUUUAAAACUUCACUCUGAAACAAAGACAUCAGGACAGUUACAUUCAGCAACAAAUAAGGGAACUGCAUUGUCAAGAGCAAGGGAUCAAGCAUUAUAUUCCUUUAAAAGCUCUCCCAAGCCAAGUAAAGACAAUACAUUUGCUGAUAUGCCUGAGGAGGAAAUGGUUCAGUCUGUUCCGUUUUAUCAGCUGACUUUCAAAGAAAAGGAAAAUUCUUUACGUAUAAUACCGGCAACUAUCGAGAGCAUGAAACAUUGGAGUGAAUACACAGACAGGAUACCUUUAUUAUUUGAAGUGUUGGCUACACUUGAUUCUGCUGUUACAUGCGGUGAACACGGAUCGAAAAUGUUCCUGUUACGAGAUGGCAAGAGUCACGUGCCUUGUGUUUUCUAUGAAAUAGACAGAGAAUUACCGAGGCUAAUCAGAGGUCGCGUUCACAGGGCUGUGGGUAAUUAUGACAAAAAAAGAACAGUUCUGAAAUGUGUUUCUGUAAGACCUGCCUCUGCCGCGGAGCAACAAACUUUUAAGCAGUUCAUCACCGCUGCUGAUAAAGAGAUGGAACGAUACGUUAGGUCAAUAAAUGAAAUUUAGGAUUUAAAACAAAAUCCAGAAGUAAGUUUUGUUCAUUAUCUGUUAUCUCACUGCUAUGUAAAUACGUUAAUUUGAUC
Spea bombifrons (plains spadefoot toad) is the source of this 1151-nucleotide messenger RNA. RefSeq names its product spermatogenesis associated 22 (gene SPATA22). The transcript is spliced from 8 exons. Gene Ontology annotation, biological process: regulation of meiotic cell cycle; homologous chromosome pairing at meiosis; meiotic DNA repair synthesis. The record is from RefSeq and is a predicted model, not a curated record. NCBI's taxonomy places the organism in Eukaryota, Metazoa, Chordata, Amphibia, Anura, Pelobatidae. The coding region runs from base 1 to 1074 and encodes 357 amino acids.